UAAAAACCCUGUGUUCGAAACCAUGACAGUGGUGAGAAAAGUUCUUCUCUCAUCAUCAUCAUCAAUGGCUUCCUCAAACAAUUCCAUAGCAGAAAACAAGAAAUCCAAAAACACAGAAACUUCAACACCCACUAGUAAAAUCAAAAAGGAAAGAGACAUCGAAAAAUCGAAAGAGAAAAAGAAGAAUAGUAAGAAUAAGAAGCUCAAGCUCAGCAAUGGAAAUUCCAAAGAACAUGAAGAAGAUAAAGGAAAGCAACGUGAGCACGAAGUUGAAGAAGGAGGAGGAGAAGGAGAAGAAGAAGCGAAAACGCACGUGUUUCCGAUGAAUCGAAUUAGGACGAUUUUAAAAGGUGAAAUUAGCGAUUUGCGUGUUUCUCAGGAAGCUAUAUUGGCAAUUAACAAAGCUACGGAGAAGUUCCUUGAACAAUUGGCGCAGGAAGCUUAUGCUUGUUCUGUUCAGAAUCGUAAGAAAUCAUUGAGCUACAAUCACCUAUCACAUGUUGUUAGUAAGCAAAGAAGAUAUGACUUUCUGUCUGAUUUUGUGCCUGAGAAAGUGAAAGCUGAGGAUGCAUUAAGGGAGACAGACUCAAGAGGGAAUAGAUGAGCUUAGGAAAUGUAAAGCAAAGAUAAUGGAGAAUGUAAGCCUAUUUUUUUGUUUAAUUUGUCACAUUCUGAAAGGGAAACAUGUAUGGUGCUUGACAUUGCUUUUGGCAGCAUGCCUGCAACUGUUAUUUUCAUCGUUAUGUUGAAAAUUUGGUAACAUAUCUGAAGUUAAAUUUGCCUGUGGGAAGAUAGGAAACAUAUAUAAAAUUGCUAACUACAGGAUGGAAGUUA
Messenger RNA from Cicer arietinum (chickpea), 834 nucleotides. RefSeq lists its product as uncharacterized. The record is from RefSeq and is a predicted model, not a curated record. Gene Ontology annotation, biological process: regulation of DNA-templated transcription. Lineage: Eukaryota; Viridiplantae; Streptophyta; Magnoliopsida; Fabales; Fabaceae. Gene Ontology annotation, cellular component: nucleus. Gene Ontology annotation, molecular function: protein heterodimerization activity; transcription cis-regulatory region binding.